Messenger RNA from Salpingoeca rosetta, 2277 nucleotides. RefSeq lists its product as uncharacterized. The record is from RefSeq and is a predicted model, not a curated record. The transcript has 5 exons. Lineage: Eukaryota; Choanoflagellata; Craspedida; Salpingoecidae. The coding region runs from base 307 to 2001 and encodes 564 amino acids.
UGGUGGUGCUUCGUGCCCAUACGCAAAAUUGACUUGCUUGCUUGUUUGCUUCCCCAAAGUCAAUCCUGCCUUUGCUUCGUGCCUUCUUGCUUGCUUGCUUGCUUGCUUGCUUUGCCAACAACCAAAACACAGCAACUUGGCGAAGAGCGCGCCACUGCACACACCAGACAAACAGAGUAAACGCAAACACCAAGCAACCCCCCCCCCUGACUCUCUCCCAAAGCACACACACACACACACACACACACACACACACACAUACACACACACACACACACAUAUAUAUACACACACACACUAGAGGGCAUGGCGUCAAGGGUGUACACGCACGAGGACUGGAGGCAAGAGGGCAACCGAACACCGCUGUCGUCAACCGUGCUGGACGAUCCGGGCCUGCACAGCGCCAGCGUGUCUCGUUCUACACGCGUGGAACGUCACAGAAGCCACAGCAACAAUGGCCACAAUCACCACCACGACGUGCCGGUGCAGCACUCGCCUCGCAGCGCAUUCACGCCAACACGCACCCCUGUGCGCGUUAACGGCAGCCGGAGCAGUAACCGCAGCCACCACAGCCACCACCGCCACCACCGCCACCACCACCACAACCACCACCACCACUCCCACCAUGAUGGUGAUGCCGAUGACUUUCGCCCAAGCAGCGUGCGCCGCGAUCCCAGCGGCACCAGCUUUCUGGAGCAGUCGUAUCGCAGCCAAGGUGACGUGUCCAUGGACGGCUACUACCGCCGCGCUGCGCAGCGUGAGCUCGAUGCGUCUGUGCUGCGGGAGCGAGAGGCGCGCGCUCGCGAAACACAGGCCAGGUCAGAGGCCGCGCAGGCACACACCUCGCUGAUCGAGAGCCGAGUGGCCGAGGAGCUGUCGCGAGAGAACGCUCGUCAGCUGGCGCGAGAACUUGCUCGAACACGCGACGACCUCAACUCCUCCCGCGUGGAGGAAGAGCGCCUGCGCGACGACAUGGACCGCUCGCUGACGUCACUGGAGACGCGCGUGCGGCACUCCGAGGACACGGCACGGCGCAUCAGCGAAACAGUCGCCCUCAAGUCCGAUGAAAUUGAGACCGUGCGUCUGCACCUCAAGCGCGCGCUGCAUGACAUUCGCACGCGCGACGAUGAGCUGCGAAGCAAGGACGACCAUAUCCGCCGCCUGGAGCACGAGCUGCGACUUCGAUCGGAUGACAUUGCCGACUUGAAGCUCUCCAAGCAGGACCUGCACAACACGGUUGUGGAGCGCGAUGAACACAUUAGUCAGCUUUCUGCCACGCUGCACGAAACAGAGCAGAGGCUGACGGACUGUGCCGAUGAGCUUGAAUCCACCAAGCUUGCACUGCGCGACGCCAACCGGCGCCUGGAGGAGGUUGAGCGCGACGCAAGCUUCAAGCACCGCCGGCACGAGAACGAUGUGCACGCACUGCAGCACGACCUGGAGGCCACGCGCGAAGCUGUGACGGCCCGUGACAAGGAGAUUGCGUUUCUUCGCGGGAAGAUUGACGAUCUGGAGCGCAGCCUGGAGGGCCAGCGCCGCGAAAUUCAAAUGCGCGACGAGCGGCUGGACAAGCGGCACGCAGAGGUGCAGUCGUGGACGAGCGAGUGUGAUCGCCUGCGCCUUCAGCUGGAGCAUGCGAGGCAGCGCAACAUUGAUGCUGCCAACGACCACGAGGGGCGACUCAAGGAGCAGAAGGCGCUGGAACAGGAGCUCUACUCCAAGAUCUCAGCCGUUGAAGUGCAGCGGGAUGUUGCUGUCGCUGCAAAGGAAGAUCUCAUCUCGCAGACGGCCCGACUCGAGCGCCAGAUUGCAGACCUGGAAGGCCAGAUCCGUUCCUUGCGCCGGGCGCUGGAGGAGCGCGACCAAGAGCUUGUUGAAGCAAACAUGUCUCUACCAAAGGAGAGCCGUCGCCGUGUGAACACGACAACAGCUGCAACAAAAACGACGCAGCGGCGUGCAACCGGGCAGCGCAGCAGCCUCAGAUCGAAAUGGCGAUACUGACGUGCGCACCCCAUCCACCUCGACCCAAUCAAGGAUGAUCUUGCGGCGCGCAUGACACCCUUCUUGCAACCACCGUUUUCAGUUUCGCUUUCCAUGCCCCACUUCUGCUCGCUCACUCGCUUGUUUGUUUCAUCUCCCAUCUGCUCUUUGUUCUUUCUUUCCGUCUUCUUGCUUGUUCAUCAUUUUGUUCAGUCUCAUGCAUGCAUGCUGUUGUCGUCAAGUUAUGUCACAUGCAACUGUUUAUACAACGCCUGAAACUAAGAUGACAUAACAGGG